ACAACAACUGUUUCUUCUUCUUCUUCUUCUUCAACAACAACUGUUUCUUCUUCUUCAACAACAACUGUUUCUUCUUUUUCAACAACAACUGUUUCUUCUUCUUCUUCAACAACAACAACUGUUGUUUCUUCUUCUUCAACAACAACAACUGUUGUUUCUUCUUCUUCAACAACAACAACCGUUUCUUCUUCUUCUUCUUCUUCUUCUUCUUCAACAACAACAACUGUUUCUUCUUCUUCUUCAACAACAACAACUGUUUCUUCUUCUUCUUCAACAACAACUGUUUCUUCUUCUUCUUCUUCUUCUUCUUCAACAACAACAACAACUGUUUCUUCUUCUUCUUCUUCUUCUUCUUCUUCUUCUUCAACAACAACAACAACAACAACAACAACUGUUUCUUCUUCUUCUUCUUCUUCUUCUUCUUCAACAACAACAACUGUUUCUUCUUCUUCUUCUUCUUCAACAACAACAACUGUUUCUUCUUCUUCUUCUUCAACAACAACAACUGUUUCUUCUUCUUCUUCUUCUUAUUCUUCUUCAACAACAACAACAACUGUUUCUUCUUCUUCUUCUUCUUCAACAACAACUGUUUCUUCUUCUUCUUCUUCUUCUUCAACAACAACAACAACUGUUUCUUCUUCUUCUUCUUCUUCUUCUUCUUCUUCUUCAACAACAACUGUUUCUUCUUCUUCUUCUUCUUCUUCAACAACAACAACUGUUUCUUCUUCUUCUUCUUCUUCUUCUUCUUCUUCUUCUUCUUCUUCAACAACAACAACUGUUUCUUCUUCUUCUUCUUCUUCUUCUUCAACAACAACAACUGUUUCUUCUUCUUCUUCUUCUUCUUCAACAACAACAACUGUUUCUUCUUCUUCUUCUUCUUCUUCUUCAACAACAACAACAACAACAACAACAACUGUUUCUUCUUCUUCUUCUUCUUCAACAACAACAACAACUGUUUCUUCUUCUUCUUCUUCAACAACAACAACAACAACUGUUUCUUCUUCUUCUUCUUCUUCUUCUUCUUCAACAACAACAACUGUUUCUUCUUCUUCUUCUUCUUCUUCAACAACAACAACUGUUUCUUCUUCUUCUUCUUCUUCAACAACAACAACUGUUUCUUCUUCUUCUUCUUCUUCUUCAACAACAACAACUGUUUCUUCUUCUUCUUCUUCAACAACAACAACAACAACUGUUUCUUCUUCUUCAACAACAACAACAACAACAACUGUUUCUUCUUCUUCUUCUUCUUCUUCAACAACAACAACAACUGUUUCUUCUUCUUCUUCUUCUUCUUCUUCUUCUUCAACAACA
Messenger RNA from Misgurnus anguillicaudatus (oriental weatherfish), 1311 nucleotides. NCBI's taxonomy places the organism in Eukaryota, Metazoa, Chordata, Actinopteri, Cypriniformes, Cobitidae. The record is from RefSeq and is a predicted model, not a curated record.